UAAAAUUCCACACAAAAAGGUUGUCUAUAAUGAUCAUGACCUUACAAAAUCAAGGCCUCAGCCUCCUCUAAAACAUCUUUCUCCCCAAACCAAAACCCUACAGGCCGCGAAAGGCCGUAACCAUGGAUAUCGGCAUUGUGGAAAUCGAAGGGUCCUAUGAUCUCUUUACCGUCAAUUUCCACCGAAGCGCUAUCGAAACCCUAGUGACAUGUGAACCUAGCAAGGUCGUCUCCUGGAUCAACGACAUCGAGCGCAUCCACCGCGGCCGUCUCCACCGCCUCAUCGUCGGUCUCGACGUAGAGUGGCGGCCGAGUUACUCGCGUGACCAGAACCCAGUGGCGACUCUCCAACUCGCCGUCGGCGACCGCUGCCUCAUCGUUCAACUUCUCUACUGCAGCGCCAUUCCCGACGAACUCUUCGGCUUCCUCGCCAACUCGUCCUACACCUUCGUCGGUGUCGGAAUCGGAGCAGAUCUGGAAAAGCUGGUGGAAGACUACAAUCUGGCGGUUACGAACGGGGUGGAGUUGCGGAACCUGGCGGCGGAUCAGGCUAACGACAGAUCGCUCAGAAAUGUCGGGCUGAAGGAUAUGGCCAGGAGAUAUUUGGGGGUGGAGAUGGUGAAGCCGAGAUGGGUGACGAUGGGAAGGUGGGAUCAGGAGUGGCUAUCCACAGCGCAGAUUCAGUAUGCCUGCGUUGAUGCCUUUGUUUGCUUCGAGGUUGGCAGGAUUUUGGAUGCUUCAGUCCAUCAGGGUAAUGGGGCUUAUCAGGCCCGUAUUACUGUCUAAUUUCUUUUUCCGGCCCAACGGGAAAUUUGAAUGUGCUGAACUGCUUGUGGAAUGUGGAGUACUAUGUGCAGGUUUCUGAUUAAACCUCACAGUCACAAUCCUAUUUGAUUAUUAAGCGAUAUAUUGCUAUGUAUGUAUUUAAAUGUUGAUGCAAACUUAUGCCUAGAUUGACGUUGGGUCAUUUUAGUUGUUUAAAUUACUAGAUUCUCACCCGCGCGAUGCGUGGGAUAUUAAAAUGUAAUAACGAUAUGAUAUCAUUUGUAAAUAUUACUUGGUCGUGUGAAAUAAAUGCCAAUUGUCAUAAUAAAUUAUAAUUAAAGAUCGG
This is a messenger RNA of Cuscuta epithymum, 1110 nucleotides long. NCBI's taxonomy places the organism in Eukaryota, Viridiplantae, Streptophyta, Magnoliopsida, Solanales, Convolvulaceae. The record is from the annotation of a GenBank genome assembly.